UUUUUUUUUUUCGUAGUUACAGUUAUCAGAUACUGAGCCUGGUGGAUUAUAGCGGCAUUAAUGGCACUUCGUUUCGAGAUCCUCGGGAGAUUUAAUCGUGCCCGUGCAGCUCGGCUUAUACUCCCUCACUAUGAAUGCCAGACACCUCUUUUCAUGCCUGUUGGCACUCAAGGCACUAUAAAGGGUUUGACCACCCACCAGCUUGAGGAUAUUGGUUGCCAAAUAAUCCUCGGAAACACAUAUCAUUUGGCACUACGUCCUACCUCUGAGCUCAUUGAUGAGUUAGGGGGUCUUCAUAAGUUCAUGAAUUGGCCAAGAGCACUACUUACAGACUCUGGGGGCUUUCAAAUGGUCUCCUUGUUGCAUUUGGCUGAUAUCACUGAGAAGGGUGUCACUUUUCAGUCACCGGUGGAUGGAAAGCCAAUGCUCCUUACACCUGAAGAGUCAAUACAGAUACAAAACAGAAUUGGUGCAGAUAUUAUUAUGGCUCUCGAUGAUGUCGUGAAAACUACUAUCACAGGUCCAAGAAUUGAAGAGGCUAUGUAUCGAACUCUUCGUUGGAUAGACAGGUGCAUAGCAGCUCACAAGAGACCACAUGAGCAGAAUCUUUUUGGUAUAGUGCAAGGUGGUUUAGAUCCCGUAUUAAGGGAUAUAUGUGUCAGAGGUUUAGUGGAACGUAAUUUGCCUGGCUAUGCUAUUGGUGGUCUUGCAGGCGGUGAAGAUAAAGACUCGUUUUGGCGUGUCGUGGCUCAGUGUACUGCUGCACUGCCUGAGCAUAAACCACGAUAUGUAAUGGGGGUGGGUUACCCACUAGACAUUGUGGUGUGCAGUGCUUUAGGUGCUGACAUGUAUGAUUGUGUCUAUCCUACUCGUACCGCUCGCUUUGGCACAGCUCUUGUACCUGAGGGAGUUCUAAGACUUAAACACAAGGCAAUGGCAGAUGAUAUGCGUUCCAUUGAUCCCUCAUGUGAUUGUAUGGUCUGUAAAACGUAUACCAGGGCUUACAUUCAUUGCCUUGUCACUAAAGAUGCCAUGGGAUCUCAACUUCUGUCAUAUCACAACUUAUACUAUAUGAUGAAGCUUAGCAGAGACUUGCAUUCCUCAAUUGUUGAAGGACGGUUUCCAGAAUUUGUUUGCCAGUUUCUGCAGCAAAUGUUUCCCCAAGGUGAUGUUCCUGAAUGGGUCUGCAAUGCAAUGGAGGUUGCCGGGAUUGACAUUUCUUCCUGCUGUGCUCCAUCUUCAUCGCUCCCAGAUAAAGUAGACAAUACACAAAAUCAAGAAGUGAAAUAGUAAUUAUAAACAUUUUACAUAGGAGCUGAAGAACAUAGAUAUACAGAACUGAC
Molecule: messenger RNA, 1343 nt
Organism: Lycium ferocissimum
Lineage: Eukaryota; Viridiplantae; Streptophyta; Magnoliopsida; Solanales; Solanaceae
Exons: 15
Coding region: 61-1290 (409 amino acids)
Cellular component (GO): cytosol
Molecular function (GO): tRNA-guanosine(34) queuine transglycosylase activity
Source: RefSeq, a predicted model, not a curated record